Molecule: messenger RNA, 1014 nt
Organism: Aphanomyces astaci
Lineage: Eukaryota; Oomycota; Saprolegniomycetes; Saprolegniales; Verrucalvaceae
Exons: 4
Coding region: 1-1014 (337 amino acids)
Source: RefSeq, a predicted model, not a curated record
AUGGCGUCUACGUUCUGGGUUCUGGGCUGUGCAAUGCUGGAUCAAGCCUCAUCCAUGACCCUGACGGCCCUUCGUCGGUGUCGUGCUGUCUUUGGCAUCUCGCCCGGGUCAACAAGCGAAGCAUGGUCGUUGACGGAUGCUACUCGGCCUUCAACAUCGCGUCCGAAGCACCUUCUCUGGUGCUUGAUGUUUUUGAAGGUCUACGCAUCCGAAAGCGUCCAUCGUUGCUUAUCACGUGCCGAUGAGAAGACAUUUCGCAAAUGGGUUUGGCUAUGGGUCGAUCUACUAGCCAACUUACGUGUGGUACUUGCAUUGUGUGGGAUCGACGGUUUGAACUCAGUCGUCCCCAUGAUCGAGCAUUCGUUUCAUUGGAUGGUACUGACUUUCGUAUCUGGGAACCAGUACCGUACGACCGCAAGUGGUAUUCCCACAAAUUUCAUGGAGCUGGGCUACGCUAUGAAGUCGGUGUGUGCAUGCGAACUGGCAACAUUGUCUGGGUCAAUAGAGGCGUACCAUGCGGCGAAUGGCCAGAUUUACGGCUUGCACGUGAUUCACAAUCCUCCGCGAGGGCCGACACUAGAACCAAAUGCCGCCAUGAUUGCAUCGGGAAGGGUGUUCAUGGGGCUAGUGGGCAACGUCUUCAACGUGCCCAAGGUCGUGGAACGGGGGUAUGGGGUAGCUAUCGUCGGGGGAACCGCCGACUUUGGGACAAUGUUGGGCGAGGACAUGGAGCGGGACAUCUUUCUCGGAGGGAUGCUGCCGCCUCAGUCGUGGUGGAAGGAGCCGACGUGGCUGUCGGCGUCCUCAUCGCUCUCGUUCGGGUCAACGUACAGACAGUUCUUGAGGUGGUACCCGAUUAGGUCUUCCCUCCCCAUAGCUCUUGCCUCGCCGUUGUCUCGAAAACUGCUGCUCAUGGUGUGUCUUGUGUCCCCACUCUUCAAUUUCUUGAAGUUGCAUUUCGGCAGCAGUCUAUUUAUUUUGAUCCUCACCACGACCGGCAUUUGGUCGUGGUGA